ACCCACUGCGCCACCACCCUGCUACAGAAUAAUAUUACAAAUAUAAGAAGUAAAUGUAGUUUUCUCGAUGGAUAACAGCGCUGAUUUCCCCAUCAGUAACAGAUUUAACCCAGUAAAUGAUGUGUUCAUGUUUAUGCUCAUUAGCAGCAGCCUAUACACCUCAGACGCUUCUGUGAGAGGAGUUGCGAUGUUUUAAGACUAUUUAAAGUGAACACAGUUAAAAGGACAACACGAAUAUGCUGCACUUUACAACAAAAGUGUUUAAUAAACUACACAGCGCAAUACAAUUCAGGAGAGAUGAAUAAAUUAGCAUGUGUGGGUGUGAAAGCCAAACAGUGGGCGGGUGUAGCGUCACAUACUUCCAGCCAGUUCAUGUCGCAAGUGAGUUUAAGGAAAGUGAUCUAAUUCAGGAAAAGCUUAAGCUCAUACAUGGGUGCUCACAUCUGUACAGCACAAAAAACAGAAACAAAUGAAGCCGUGCCAUCAUCAUCAUCAUCAUCAUCAUAUUCAUCAGCAGCAGCAGUGGAGGGCCUAAAGAGCAGCGCAGAUAAAGAGGGAAAACAGUUAACCUCCAGUGAUGAGGAGACAGGUGCCACAGGAAUCACCAUCAGUAAAGCUGAGGGUGGAAAAGACAUGAAGAUCUUCCAGAUCCAGUUUGUAGAUGAAGUCCAUGAAGGCCGAGCACCGCUGACAGUGACUGUGGCGAACACAGAGGAGGAGUUCAGGAACACCACAGUUAAAGACCUGCAGAGAAAACUCAUCCCAGAAGACGAGUAUGAAAACACCAUUCUGGUCUAUGAAUGUUCAACGCUGAAGAGAAAUCGCACACUCGGCUCCUAUAACAUUCAACAUGGCUCUGUUAUUAGAGGCUUAUGGCAUGGAGAACCCUUUGUUGGGAGCUGUGGACCAAUGUCCUCUGACCAUGAGUAUGAAGGAUAUUUUCCAUAUGAUGAUGAUGAUUAUGAUGACCCCAACGUCAUCUCCAGGAGGGAGUCUAUGGAGCUUGUGGUUAUGAUGCAGAAACCUCAGCAGAAUUGAUGUAUGUCUGUGGCUCAGCCUCCCAUGAUCCUGCUAUAAAUAUUAAUUAAAUUCCCACUGCCAUAAAAUUCACUAUCAUAUGUUAUUAGAGCUGCACAAUACUGAGAAAAUUCAGUUCAAACUUAAUUCAUAGACCAAAUUAAAAACACAGAAGUGAGCCAAAGUGCUGUACAGAAAUGCAACAAAACAAGCAUAAUAGUUUAUAAAUAUGAGGUAAAAUAUUGCUAAAAUACCUAUAAAGGCAUAUAUAUAAACUAAAAUAAGAAAAUCAAGUGUCAAAGGUCAACAGGGGAAUGCUAUAUUUAUUAGCUUUAUGUAUCUUUGUGUAUAGUUAUCAUACCAAAAUAAGCAGAUAGUAGAUAUUUAUCUCAUCUAAAUAAAUCUGACUGAGGCUAAAAUUAGUGGUGGGGCAAACAUUGAGACUUUAAAACACUAUGAAUGAGUGUAGCGGCACGGUGGCUCAGUGGUUAGCACUGUGGCCUCACAGCACUCAG
Molecule: messenger RNA, 1532 nt
Organism: Danio rerio (zebrafish)
Lineage: Eukaryota; Metazoa; Chordata; Actinopteri; Cypriniformes; Danionidae
Source: RefSeq, a predicted model, not a curated record